Molecule: messenger RNA, 934 nt
Organism: Striga hermonthica
Lineage: Eukaryota; Viridiplantae; Streptophyta; Magnoliopsida; Lamiales; Orobanchaceae
Source: the annotation of a GenBank genome assembly
CUAUCGCACGCACACGGCACCGCACGCUAGUUCCCGUCGAGAGAGCAUAACACGCACGCGAACGCCGCAACUUGCGGAGAUCAUCGAGCAGCGGAGAGGUAGUUUCAACUCUCAUCUUGUUGUGAUAAAUAGCAUCAGGUUUAGCUUCAAUCAUAACUUGAGUUCAAGUUCACGUCUUAGCCAUGUUCGUAGAGCCAGAUCACCAGGAACUCCCACAGGCCACAGUGGUCGCUUUGUUCCGCGACUACCAUCCAAAAAAGUUUUCGACCAAGGAGAUCCUCGUGUAGUAGAUGAAUGGGUUCAGGGUCUCGAGAUUAUUUUCGAGGUCAUGAACUGCCCUGAUCGUUAUCACAUGUUAUGUGCCCAGAUCCAGCUGACCAGUGAUGCCCGACUCUGGUGGCAAGCCUAUUGGUGUAUGCGUCCCGGUGAAAAAGACGGUUGUACGUGGGACCAGUUCAAGGAGCUGAUCCGAGAAAAGUAUUAUCCCUCGUAUUACCGAGCAGACAUGGAGCGCCAGUUCUUAGCACUCACUCAGGGUACUCGUACUGUCGACGAGUACGAAAGAGAGUUCACCCGUCUCGGAGCCUUUGUACCUGAUCUUGUGGGUACGGAGGCGAAGAGAGCCCACCGUUUCACCGACGGACUUCGCCCAACAGUUCGCCACAACAUCGUAGGCCACGGCGUCCAGACCUACGCCCGCGCAGUCGCCAUUGCACAGGAAGUUGAUGCCAGUAUCCGACGAGAAGCCACCCAGACACCAGCCCAGCCAGUUGCUCAGCCACCAGCCCAGCCCAAGGUAGCCCAACCAUCAACAAACCAGAAGAAGAGGAAGCUUAGAGGGGGCCCAGACAACUGGAGGACCCAUCCCAGACAAUAUCCAGAAUGCCCAACCUGCGGGAAACACCACCGUGGAGAAUGCCUCGUGGGCCAGAAU